AUGGAUUUACCCAAAAGUAAGUAUACACAUUGGAAGGCGAAAUUCAUAGAUGGUCUUCCUCCUCUAUUUGCUGAAAGGGUUAGAAAGGAGCUUAGGGGCUCAGGUCUUACUGAUAAUAUUCAUGAUCAAGUAUAUGGUUUGUUAUAUACUUCUGGUUCUGAGACUGAUUGUAAUUGUGAUUCUGAAUCUGAAAAUGAUGUUGAAUUACCCAAUUCAUCUGAGAGUGAUCAUGCUAAUAUUUGUGUUGACUGCAAUGUUUCCGAUAAAAAACUUCGUGAAAAAAUUACUACUAUUGCUACUAAAAAAUCUGCUGAUAGCGCCCCUAGUACUUCUAAAAUUUCUGCUAGCACUCACACUUCUCAGAGUACUGCUAAUGAUUAUUACACGCCUUAUUCUUUAGCUGAGGUUAAUAGACGCCUUGCUAUAAGUCAAUUACCCGACAAAGAUACAUCUUUCAAUAAUUUAAAAAUUGAGGUUGAAAACCUGAAAAAAGAGAUUAUAUCUCUAAAGCAAAACCAAAUGAUUUGUGAUCACAGGAUUACAGAAAUUGAGAAAGAUAUUUCUCACAAUGAUGUUUCUUCCAGUUCCAAAGGGAAGGAAAAAAUGUCCGAUAUAGAAGAAGACGAUGAUAUUGUCAAAAACUUUAAUAAUCGUAAAGAGCACAUUGUAACUCUUCCAUAUAAAGAUGAUUUCUGUGAGGACAAGAUCCCUACAAAAUCUAGACCCUGCCAAAUGAAUGUAGAGUUAGUCGAAUUCUGUAAAAAGGAGAUUGAUAAUCUGUUACAAAAGGGUCUAAUAAAACUUUCUAAAUCACUGUGGUCUUGUACUGCAUUUUAUGUGAAUGAUGCAGCUGAAAAAGAGUGUGAUUUGGCUCUCUUAUAUGAUAGAUUAGAAAAGGGCUUUCAAGGUCCCUGGACUGAUAGUCAUACAAACCUUGUAAAACGUAUUAAGCAACGUGUAAAAUCUUUGGCUUGCUUAAAUUUAGCUAAUCCUGCUUGGCUAAAAAUUAUUGAAACUGAUGCCUCUAAUGUUGGUUAUGAAGGAAUACUUAAACAAAUCCACCCUGGCAAAUGGCCAGAGGAGAAGGUAGAGGCAGAGAGAGAUACUCCUCUUCUGGGGGAAGAUCCGUCCCCUAAUCAUCACAGGCAUCAUAUAUUUCCUCAUCAAAUACCUCAGUGA
Messenger RNA from Capsicum annuum, 1179 nucleotides. RefSeq lists its product as uncharacterized. NCBI's taxonomy places the organism in Eukaryota, Viridiplantae, Streptophyta, Magnoliopsida, Solanales, Solanaceae. The record is from RefSeq and is a predicted model, not a curated record. The transcript is spliced from 6 exons. The coding region runs from base 1 to 1179 and encodes 392 amino acids.